This is a messenger RNA of Anoplopoma fimbria (sablefish), 3253 nucleotides long. It is a transcript of the gene pbx1a, whose product is annotated as pre-B-cell leukemia homeobox 1a. Gene Ontology annotation, cellular component: nucleus. The transcript has 9 exons. Bases 102 to 1391 code for a protein of 429 amino acids. The record is from RefSeq and is a predicted model, not a curated record. NCBI's taxonomy places the organism in Eukaryota, Metazoa, Chordata, Actinopteri, Perciformes, Anoplopomatidae. Gene Ontology annotation, biological process: regulation of transcription by RNA polymerase II; eye development; brain development. Gene Ontology annotation, molecular function: RNA polymerase II cis-regulatory region sequence-specific DNA binding; DNA-binding transcription factor activity, RNA polymerase II-specific.
GAAUCCAGAGGAAUUUCCGAGGAUAUUUUUCUUCUUUUUUUCCCCCUCCUCUUGAUAUUCAAAUUUAAAAGUUGGAGGCGAGGCAGCGAGGACCGUGGUCAAUGAUGGACGAGCAGCCUCGGUUGAUGCACUCCCACGGGGUAGGCAUGGCCGGACACCCCGGCCUGGCGCAGCAUAUGCAGGAUGGCACGGCGGGGACGGACGGAGAGGGAAGAAAGCAGGACAUCGGAGACAUAUUACAGCAAAUAAUGACCAUCACAGACCAAAGCUUAGACGAAGCACAGGCGAGGAAACAUGCACUGAACUGCCACAGAAUGAAACCUGCUCUCUUCAACGUCUUGUGUGAAAUAAAAGAGAAAACAGUGCUCAGUAUCCGUGGCGCCCAAGAGGAGGAGCCCCCAGAUCCUCAGCUGAUGCGACUGGACAACAUGCUGCUGGCGGAGGGCGUGGCCGGGCCGGAGAAAGGCGGCGGGUCGGCAGCUGCUGCAGCCGCCGCAGCAGCCACGGGCGGCGUCGGUGCCGACAACUCAGCAGAACACUCUGACUACCGGGCCAAGCUGUCUCAGAUCAGACAAAUUUACCACACAGAGCUGGAGAAAUACGAACAGGCGUGCAAUGAGUUCACCACCCAUGUGAUGAACCUGCUGAGGGAGCAGUCUCGCACACGACCCAUCUCGCCCAAAGAGAUCGAGCGCAUGGUCAGCAUCAUCCACCGCAAGUUCAGCUCCAUCCAGAUGCAGCUGAAACAGAGCACCUGCGAGGCCGUCAUGAUCCUGCGCUCGCGCUUCCUCGAUGCCAGACGAAAGAGGAGGAACUUCAACAAACAGGCGACGGAGAUCCUAAACGAGUACUUUUACUCCCACCUCAGUAACCCCUAUCCCAGCGAGGAGGCCAAAGAAGAGCUGGCCAAGAAAUGCAGCAUCACAGUGUCACAGGUAUCAAACUGGUUUGGUAACAAGAGAAUCCGAUACAAGAAAAACAUCGGCAAGUUCCAAGAAGAGGCCAACAUGUACGCAGCGAGGACCGCAGUCAGUGCAACAAGUGUGUCUGCUCAAGGCAGCCAGGCAAACUCCCCAUCGACUCCCAAUUCAGCAGGUUCUGCUGGCUCUUUUAACAUGUCAAACUCCGGAGACUUGUUCAUGAGUGUGCAGUCCCUCAAUGGGGACUCGUACCAAGGGGGGCAGGUUGGGGCCAACAUACAAUCCCAGGUGGAUACCCUUCGCCAUGUUAUCAGCCAGACCGGAGGAUACAGUGACAGCCUCGCAGCCAGCCAGAUGUACAGUCCACAGGGCAUCAACACAAAUGGUGGCUGGCAAGAUGCUCCGACUCCUUCGUCAGUGACAUCGCCCACAGAAGGACCCGGAAGCGUUCAUUCGGAUACUUCCAACUGAAUACAUCCAUCUCUACACCUCAUCUACAAAAACCAUGGACUGACCUUGCUAUUCGCAGUAUUAAAGAAAGGAAUUCACUGCCCCACAGUUUGGAGAGGUACUGUGAAUUCCUAACCAGAAAAAAAACAAGUAAUAUUUCCUCUGCUUAUAACGUUGGACAUUUGGGAUACAAACAAAACGUUUGACAAUAAAAUUCAAAACAAUACCACGAUCAAUAGAGACGUUUGUACAGAUUUCACAUUAUAUUCAGAGGGCUGGGGUUACAUAUUCACUUGUAAUGUUUUCACUCAUAAUGAUGAAAUGAUAUGAUAAAGUAAAUAAAUCAAAUCAUUGGUUUUAAGUGAAAAUACUUCAUUCUACCUCUCAGCCACUAAAAAAAAGUAGAAAAAUAUGUCAGUGACCAUUAUUUGUUUUGUAAAAAUGAAACUUUUGUCUUUGCAAGCAAGAGGCACAUCUUCUUACUUACAUUUUGUUGUCUCUCACCUAUUCUAUGGUACGCCAUUUAGACUUAAAUAUUGCUCAGUUGUUUACAAUGUGUGCUUGAUAAAAGUAUGUCCAUCUUCCCCUCUGUCUCCGAUGAGUCAAAACAGAGUUCUGUCAGGAGAUCUUACCUCUAAGGUAACCCUGUGAAGUAUGUUAUCUGUAAAACAAUAAAUAAAUACUUGUCAUCAAAUCGGACAAGCUUGACAUCAUUCAUUAAGAUGGAGGAUAUAACAACCUAAAAGCAAACUAUUUUUUAACUCUGUUUGUUUUGGUUCUGCAGCAUAUUGGUAGAGUUACAGUCACAUAAUUGCAGGAUUCACUGAUGCAGCGAGAAAAAAAGAGGAAUUUUGCUCUAUGCUGGACAGGGAGAAAACUUUUCUUUUCAUUUACUUGAAUGUUUUAUAAUAUUUCUUAUUAUUUUCCACCUCCACCACUACAGAAGAAGUUAUUGACGAUGCCAAAAUGCUGAUUUAACCAAAACAAAAAAACUGUCAAAAAAAAAGUGUUUCAUCAUGAAGUCAGUUGUAAUCUAUUCUUUCAUCAAAUAUAAUCAGUAUUAUGUCUUUUUCUUAUCAUUUAAAUCACCAUCCUCUGUCAUUUAGCUCUGGUGCUACAACCAACUGAGUAACACUGUUCCAUUGAGAGAAAUACGAGAAGAAAUAUCACUUUCUACGGAAGAGAAAGUUUGUCAAGAUCGUCUGUAACCGAGUUUGUUUUUCAAUACAUGAACCACAAUCCACUUAAACAGGGAAGUCAUUAUGUUAAUAGAGUUUUAUGGUGGAUCUUUGCUCCUGAAUCUCCUGAAGCUCAGGUUCAGAAAUGCUUCAGCAUGGAGAGACUGAUCAUCGCCACGAAACAAGCAUCCGGCUGUACCUGAACUGCUGCUCAGCUCUAACGAGGACUGUUUGGUGUAAAGAUAAUGUUACCUUCCUCAUUUUAAUGAAUGGUGUCCUCUUCUGGACGCUUAUUUAAAUAUAGGACAUUCAAGUCAAUAUAUUACUCUGCUGGUACUGCUUUAGUAACCCUAGAAUUGACCCCCAAACAAAUGUAGACAUUUGAAUUCAUGCUUGUCUCUGUACUAUCAUACUGAUUUUUAUUUUUCAGUAUAAAACAUUUAUGAACAUUGUAAAUGUUACCCAUUAAGCACUAAAGAAGACAAGUCAUUAUGUCAAAUAAUGUGUUUUCUGAGCAGUCUAACCUUGUUUAUAGACACUUUUUAUGUUGUGUGGCUUAUUUGUAUUUUGUUAUUUUUUUAUGGUAUGCUUAAUGUAGGCUAUUACUUUUUUUUUUUGCUUACCCACUCUCGUGAAUUGGCUCAUGAACUUUCAACAUGUGUUUAUGUGCACCAUUGUGCUUGACUUGCUUUGUUGGAAAGGGUU